AUGUAUCCGCACAGCCCCAGGCAGGCAUCCCAUAACAGCAGCCCUUCCUGGGCUUCAGCAAAGCCCCAGGUGGGCAAGCCUCCUCCAGCAGCAGACCUUCAUUUGCUUCAGCACACCUCUGGGUCAGGCAGGUAUCCUCCAGCAGCAGUCCUACAUGCACUUCAGUGCAGCCAAAGGCAGGCAGGUGUCCUCCAGCAACAGACCUCCCCAUAUUUCCCCCCGGCCCUGACCAUGCAGGCUUCCUUUAGCAGCAGACCUCCACGUGCUUCAGCUUACCCCAAGGUACAGAAAAGGCCUGAUAAAGUUAAUGAAGAUAUCCUGACAAAUAAAGGUGAAGAAGGAAAAGGCAUGUGGGACUCCAUUAAAAGCAUCAUUACUGGCCUUCCUACUUACCAUAUGUGGAAGACUCUUCUUUGGCCGAAUUUGUUUGACCAGCUGGAUAGAAUAUUUGCAGGAGGACUGCAAGCAGGAACAAAGGAAAAGAAAACUGAUUUUCUAAACAUUUUUUCAGUUGCUUCAGGCCAUUUAUAUGAACGUUUCUUGAGAAUUAUGAUGCUUUCUGUGUUACGCCACACAGAAACUCCUGUUAAAUUCUGGUUUCUGAAAAACUAUCUCUCUCCAACAUUUAAAGAAAUGAUUCCUCACAUGGCUAAGGAAUAUGGAUUUCAGUAUGAGCUAGUCCAAUAUAGAUGGCCCCGUUGGCUUCAUCGACAAACUGAAAAGCAAAGAAUUAUUUGGGGUUACAAGAUUCUUUUCCUUGAUGUUCUUUUUCCACUGGUUGUGGACAAAAUAAUUUUUGUUGAUGCUGAUCAGAUUGUGAGGACAGACCUAAAAGAGCUUAGAGAUUUUGAUCUUGGUGGUGCACCAUAUGGUUACACACCAUUUUGUGACAGUCGAACUGAAAUGGAUGGAUAUCGUUUCUGGAAAUCAGGAUAUUGGGCUUCCCAUCUAGGAAAAAGAAAAUACCAUAUCAGUGCCUUAUAUGUUGUGGAUCUCAAGAAAUUCAGAAAAAUUGCAGCUGGAGAUAGACUUAGAGGUCAGUACCAGGCCCUUAGUCAGGACCCAAACAGUCUGUCCAACCUAGAUCAGGACCUACCCAAUAAUAUGAUUCACCAGGUUGCCAUCAAGUCUCUUCCUCAAGAGUGGUUGUGGUGUGAAACAUGGUGUGAUGAUGAAUCCAAAAAAAGGGCCAAAACAAUUGAUCUGUGCAACAAUCCCAAAACCAAAGAACCUAAAUUGAAAGCUGCUGUCCGGAUUAUCCCAGAAUGGGUAGAGUAUGACACUGAGAUUCGAAAUCUGUUAGAAGAGAUAGCAAUGGGAAAGAGAAAUUCAAGUAAACCAUCCUCCAAAGAGGUUUUCACUCGAGAUGAACUCUAGCAGCACUCUGCAUCUGUGAAGGGAGUCACAAUAUUGAAAAUUGAAUCUGCCAUCAUAUGAAACAAAGAAUGGCCUGUGCAGAGGCUGUGCUUUGAAUCUUUUAUUGGAGCUCAGUUAAACAUUCUUCAGUUUAAAAAAAAAACCCGAUUAUUUAAAGCUCACAUGCUUAACAUAUUAAGUAAAAAAUUUCUUUUCAAAAGAGGUAAACUAUUUUUUUUGUCCUAUUGAAUUUUUAAAGCUGGCUUAUCCUUUUUUCUUGGUUUCAUGCCAAGUUUCAACAGUUAAAGGGAGAUGUUUUGCUGGAUUGUUUGGUAAAUGUGUGUCUGAUUGGAAAUAGAAAUCGGUACUCCAAAUUGGCUGUUUCUGAUAGCAUUCACACAAAAGAUUGUGCAUAUUUGAACUGUUACCCAGAUUUGUUUAUGAACAAAAUGUAACUGAAAUUGGAGAAACAAAUAUUUUUGUAUUUUUCUCCUUUCACCUGCUACUCAGACAAAUAGAAUUUAUGGGUAACUCUGGUCAACCAGCCAAAACUUGUCAUUUAAGAAAAUGAAUCCUAUUUUAUAUCUUUAACUAUUAUUUUACAAUGCAAGUAAUGUUGCUUUGUAAUCAGCUAUUUUGGCAUGUUCAGUCAUGUGAUCUGUAAUCAGUUAUUUUGAGUACAUGGAAUUAUAUGAUGUUAUUUUUAAGUAACAUUUCCCUUUCUGAUGUGUAUUUAUAAAAUGGAACUCAUGGGCAUGAAAAAUGAACCUGAUUGUUCAUGGAAAAAAAAAGGUUAAACCCGUAUGGUUAUUGUUGCUAAGCAGAUAAUUUAAAAUAAAAAUUACCUAAAUUAAGA
This is a messenger RNA of Phascolarctos cinereus (koala), 2212 nucleotides long. The record is from RefSeq and is a predicted model, not a curated record. Lineage: Eukaryota; Metazoa; Chordata; Mammalia; Diprotodontia; Phascolarctidae.